AUGGCGAUUCAACGACAAGCGAAAGCUGCCCGUUGCUCGUCCUGUCAGGAAACCGCAGUAAGUUGUUGCAUGACCUGUGAAAUGUUUAUGUGUGAAAAAUGUUCUAACUCUCAUAUGAUGUGGCCGGUGAUGAAAGAUCACGAUGUAUUAUCCGUAGAGGAACUGAGCAAUCCUCAAAGUCAAGUUAAAAUGAGAAGCAAGCUUUACUGCGUAAAACACAAAGACAAAAUACUUGAAUUUUAUUGCGAAACAUGCAAGGAACUCAGCUGUUUGCACUGUAUGGUUUUAAAUCACAUCAAACAAAAUCAUUCUUGCGUUUCUGUGGGUGAAAUCGCACAGAAACAAAGGGAAAUAUUACAAGGAAGCUGUACAACACUUGAUGAAAAAUUAUCAGCAGGAAAGGAAGCACUGACUGCUGUCGGCGAGGUCAAGAAAUCACUUGAGGUAAAUGCAAAGGAUGCCAAGGAUCAAAUUAAUGCACAGAAGCACUCUCCUCCGCAGAGCUUUACGAAUUUUUAGUAAAAUUGCGUAAUAUUAAGGGGGGGGGGACAAAUUACGCAAGGUAUAAUGGGAAGACGGAAGCUACGUAAGGCUCUGCCAUAUAAUAUUUCCAAAAUGGCGUCCAAUUAAUACAGACAUAAGAAUAUUGAAUUAUCAUGAAUUAUUCAUGGCGACAAAUAGGCCGUUUCAGGAUGCAAACCUAAAGUUUGCGGUGAAUUGGUUUGUUCAAAGUGCAUUGAGAACAACGAGGAAGUUUUUUGACGAUGUUGGACCGAAGAAACGUUUCAAAGUUUAUAUAAAUAAACAUCGCUCCUUGAAAUUCAAUGACAGCAUAUGCACUCUGGGUGAAACGCUGCACGUAGUGAGACUAGUGAAACAAUUGUCGAAUCUGCGAUUAGAGACGGUAUGUAAAUAUUAAAUAUAUUAUUUUUGAUUGAAUAAAAAUACAAAGUAUAUGUACUAUAAAGUAUGUAUUCAUUGCUGUGUCCCCAGUGUAUAUGUAUUUGAUUUGGAACAGUGUGUACUUUUUAUAAUUUGUUGCCUUCUUGGUAGCAUAAUAAAUGGCCAUUUAUACCACCCAAGGUUUGUAAUGUUUGUGUGAAAUGUUUACAUGCACUGAACUCUGUUAGCUUAUAUUAUCAAAGGUGGCCCGCAGUUAUUGGGAGUAUAAUUUCUGUUGCGGUAACCCUGCCACUUGUACUUUAUACAUACAUAUGUCUGUCUGUCUGUUAUUUGAUGUACUUUAUACUGUAUCAUGGCAAAGCUAAUGGGUCAUUCCAGAAAACAUCCAUACCACCCCCAGAGAGGGAAUUGUAACCCCCCCCCCUCCCCCCUAUUAUCAGAAACAAUUUUGUCUCCACUGCAAAAAUUUCCUCUGUGAGGGGAGUGUGGAUCCUUUCUGGAACGACCCAAUAAAUGAGUUCAAAACUUUCAUUUUGGAAAUUUUAAAACAACAAAUAACAAUAAUUAAUUAGAUUUAUUAUUAUAAUUGCCAGGUGAACCUAUAGUAGUGACUAUGGUAACAUACAAAUAUCUUAAUUAUUCUACAGAAUAAUUCCAUGGAUGAUGUGUCAAUCUAG
Messenger RNA from Paramuricea clavata, 1580 nucleotides. The record is from the annotation of a GenBank genome assembly. Lineage: Eukaryota; Metazoa; Cnidaria; Anthozoa; Malacalcyonacea; Plexauridae.